Artibeus jamaicensis (Jamaican fruit-eating bat) is the source of this 906-nucleotide messenger RNA. Its product is annotated as transmembrane 4 L6 family member 1-like. Gene Ontology annotation, cellular component: membrane. NCBI's taxonomy places the organism in Eukaryota, Metazoa, Chordata, Mammalia, Chiroptera, Phyllostomidae. Bases 174 to 764 code for a protein of 196 amino acids. The record is from RefSeq and is a predicted model, not a curated record. The transcript is spliced from 6 exons.
AGAGCCUGCCCAGAAACUUUCAGCAGCUGAGACAGAAGAUUCUCCGGAACUGCAACACGGCCUGCAGGGGCUUUUCCCCACUGCUGGCCUGGUGGGGCCAGGGUGGCUUGCCCAGAAGAGGCUCCGCGGUGUGCCUGUGCCCCAGCCCCGCCACUGACCAGGGAGGAUUCACCAUGUGCUCUGAGACAGGCUCCAGGUACACGGGCAUGAUGCUCUUGCCCUUGGCCAUCACAGCCAUCAUUGCCAACCUCCUGCUGUACUUUCCCAAUGGGCAGGUGCUGGAGCCUGGCAAGAUCACAGACUUGGUCUGGUUUUUCCAUGGCUUUCUUGGAGCUGGACUCUUGGUUAUGGUGCCAGCACUAAUGCUGUUGAGAGGAGGUGGGAAGGGCUGCUGUACUCACAAAUGUCGGAUGCUGUUCCCUGUACUUCUGACCAUACAGGGCACUCUAGGAGCUGUGUACUGUGUGGUCAUUUCUUCACUGGGGUUGCUUCGUGGACCCUUCUGUGACACAGGCAGUGGAAACUACACCUACCCUUUCAGAAAUGACAGCCUGGAGGACAACUACUUGUUCAACCAGCCUACCUGGGCCACUUGCCAAGAGCCUGAGCACAUCGUGCUGUGGAAUGUGGUCUUGUUCUCCAUCCUCCUCGGGAUCGGCAUGAUAGAAGCUGUGCUUUGCCUUAGCCAAGUUGUCAGUGGGCUCUGUGACGUCUACUGUGGUACCUGCAUCCGGAAAGGACAGGUGAACAUAACUGGCUUAUGACUGGCCUAAGAAAUUACAACUGAUUGGCAGAUGAAGGAGCGCUCCCCAGGUUUCAGAAGGACUGGAUUUGAUGAAUGUCAAUCUCCAGAGUCAUGAGAAGCUGAGAAAAAUGCCCUCAACUUUCUUACUGGAGUAGGUUUUU